Molecule: messenger RNA, 3842 nt
Organism: Telopea speciosissima
Lineage: Eukaryota; Viridiplantae; Streptophyta; Magnoliopsida; Proteales; Proteaceae
Product: squamosa promoter-binding-like protein 1
Exons: 10
Coding region: 579-3695 (1038 amino acids)
Cellular component (GO): nucleus
Molecular function (GO): DNA binding
Source: RefSeq, a predicted model, not a curated record
UCCAUCACUCUCUAGUCUUACUGGCGAUUUCCUUUGGCUGCGUGAUGAUUGAUGUUCCUCCUCAAAUCUCACUACUCUUGGCGAUUAAUUUCUCGACUGCAUUAGUGUAUUUACCCUUUCUUGUCCCCUCGUCGUUCUGUUUGCCUGAUGGAAUUCCGUCUAGAACUUGAUUAUUGUUCUUCAUGAUCACAGUGCUUGAAAUUACGUUUCGUUCUUGUUGACUUUUUGAGGGAAUUUUGUGUCUUUUGAAGUUGUUGGUAUGUGGAUUGCUCUUGUUUGGAUCCUUGGAUAUGGUGGUGUACUUUGUUUAGAUUUCUGGGGAUGUACCGAAGCGGAUUAGGAGAAUCCUAAUUUCUAAGGUUUACAUCUGAUUUGAUCUGAGUUUCUGAUCCUUAACUUGAACUGGGGUUUGGCUUUUGGGUUGCUAGGGUUUCUGUUGCAUUUGGGUUCUGUGAGUUGUUUUUGAGUUUACCUUUUGAAUUUUGAUAUGAUUGGCCUAGCCCCACUCCCUUUUGUUUAGUUUAGGAGCGGGAUCUGCCCAAGAUAAGUUUUUUUUCUGAAUUGUUGGGUUUAUAUAGAUGGAGACCAACAUUGGGGCCGACACUCGUCAUUUUUACUAUCCGACUACGUCCAAUUUUGUGUUGAAGGAGAAGGAUUUGAUGGGGGUUGGGAAAAGGAGUUUUGAAUGGGAUUUGAAUGAUUGGAAAUGGGAUGGAGACCUUUUCAUUGCUAGCCCAUUGAAUUCCGUCUCGUCGGAUUGCAAGAGCAGGCAGUUGGUCCCAGCCAGUUCGGGAAUCCCUGAAGCUGGCGUUUUGUCAAAUGGUUCGUCUUCUUGUUCCCAUGACACAAAUUCAGGUAGUGAGAGAGGCAAAAGAGAACUGGAAAAGCGGAGGAGGGUUGUCGUGGAUGGAGAUGAAGAAGAAGGUGCCCUCUCUCUGAAACUUGGUGGGCAUGUCUAUCCAAUUACAGAAGGGGAGGUUGCCAAUCAUGUUGACAAAAAUGGGAAGUCCAAAUUGCUUCAGGCUUCUUCGAACCGUGCGGGUUGUCAGGUGGAGGAUUGUGGUGCUGACCUGAACAAUGCCAAGCCUUACUACAAACGGCACAAGGUCUGUGAAACGCAUUCUAAGGCCAGCAGGGUCCUAGUAGCAAAUGUUAUGCAGCGGUUUUGUCAGCAGUGCAGCAGGUUUCAUUUUCUUCAAGAGUUUGAUGAAGGGAAGAGAAGUUGCCGGAGACGUCUGGCAGGACAUAAUAGACGGAGGAGAAAAACACAACUUGAUGCGGUUGUCAAUGGAAGUGCCCUGAAUGAUGAUCGGGCUAGUAAUUAUCUCUUGAUAAGUCUACUACGGAUCCUGUCCAAUAUUCAUUCAAACAGCUCAGAUCAGACAAAGGAUCAAGAUCUUCUGUCUCAUUUUUUGAGGAACCUUGCCAGCCUUGACAGUACGCUUGAUGGGAGAAGCAUAUCUGCAAUCCUACAGGAAUCCCAUGAUACGGUGAAGGUUGGGACUUCUGCUGGAACAUCAUCAGAAGUGGCACCAAGUUUGCUUUCGAAUGGGCUAGAAGCUUCUGGACAUUUGGGCUCAACAACUAAAUUCAACAGAAGUCCUGGUGCUCAGGGCUCUCAAAUUGAGCAUGUUGACCAAUAUGUUGAUUUAGCAACAUCUGAGGUGCCACAGAAAAGAACUAUUACAGGCGAUCAUGGUGGACAUCCGCAAAGUGUAAUAAUUCCUCCAAAACCCACAACUUUGUUUCCAUUAGGAGAUGGCCUUCCAACCAAGGCAGCGGUCCCACAGUUUACUAAUGGGAGGAUCAAAUUAAACAAUAUUGAUCUGAAUAACAUCUAUAAUGACUCACAAGAUUGCAUAGAAGACAUAGAUAGGUCACCAGUCACUGGACUCGAUUGCCCUUCUUGGAUACAGCAGGACACUUACCAGUCAAGCCCACCUCGGGCAAGUGGGAAUUCAGAUUCACUUUCUUUGCAUCCAUCAUCUAGUUUAAGUGGAGUUGCUCAGAACCGGACAGAUCGAAUUGUGUUCAAACUCUUUGGCAAAGACCCAAGUGAUUUUCCUCUUGUUUUGCGAUCGCAGAUCCUUGAUUGGUUAUCCCACAGUCCUACGGACAUAGAGAGCUUCAUCAGGCCUGGUUGUGUUAUUCUAACAAUUUAUCUUCAUAUGGCCGAGUCCACAUGGGAAGAGAUAUGCUGUGAUCUGAGCUCUACUUUAAGUAGGCUUUUGGAUGCCUCUGAUGACAAUUUCUGGAGAACGGGAUGGGUGUAUGCUAGGAUAAAGCAUCAAAUAGCUUUCAUCUACAAUGGUCAGGUUGUUCUAGACACACCAUUUCCUCCCAAAAGUCAGAAUUGUUGCAGGAUAACUAGCGUCAUUCCAAUUGCAGCUUCUGUGUCGGAGAAAACUCAGUUCCUUGUUAAGGGAUUUAAUUUGUCUCGGCCCACCACGAGGUUGCUCUGUGCACUUGAAGGACAGUGUCUGGUUGAGGAAGCUACUUAUGACUUGGUAGUGGGCACUGAUACCACUAAGGAACACGAUGAGCUCCAGAGCCUCAGCUUCUGUUUCUCUAUUCCUGAUGUCAUGGGAAGAGGAUUUAUCGAGGUUGAAGACCAUGGUCUCAGUGGAUCCUUCUUUCCUUUCAUAGUUGCUGAGCAGGAUGUAUGUUCGGAGAUCCGUAUGCUGGAGAAUGUAAUAGAGGUGGCUGAGACUGGAAACAAUGUCAAGGGAACUAUUGAAAUGGAAGCAAAGAAUCAAGCUAUGGACUUUAUACAUGAAAUGGGAUGGCUACUUCAUAGGAGUCAUCUGAGGUCUAGACUGGGUCAAAUGUACCCUAACUUGGCCAUCUUUCCUUUCAAACGUUUCAGGUGGAUCAUGGAGUUCUCAAUGGAUCAUAGUUGGUGUGCUGUAGUCAAGAGACUCCUGGACAUUCUGUUUGAUGGAAGUGUGGAUGCUGGUGAGUAUCCUUCUGUUGAGCUUGCAUUAUCAGAGAUGGGCCUCCUCCACAGAGCUGUACGGAAAAAUCGUAGGCCAAUGGUGGAACUCCUGUUGAGAUACAUACCAGGUGAAGUUUUGGACAGGGCAGGAUCUGGACAAAAGCAACAGGUUGACCGAGGCUCUGAUAACUUCUUGUUUAGACCUGAUGUUGUCGGCCCCGCAGGUUUGACGCCUCUUCAUAUUGCAGCUAGUAGGGAUGGCUGUGAGAGUAUUCUGGAUGCGUUAACUGAUGAUCCUGGAUUGGUGGGAGUUGAAGCAUGGAAGAGUGUUCAUGAUAACACAGGUUUCACACCGGAAGAUUAUGCCCGCCUGAGGGGCCAUUACUCCUAUAUCCAUCUGGUUCACAGAAAAGUUAGUAAGAAAUCAGAAGCUGGGCAUGUAAUCCUCAACAUGCCUGCAGCUUUUUCAGAUUGCAGUACUAACAAGAAAGAAAUGGAUGAACUGAACUUGGGUAAAGUUGCUGGCUUUGAUAUUGAAAAGACGCAAUUGGGAGUGAUGCAACAGUACUGCAAGCUGUGCGAUCAGCGGUUGGUCUAUGGCAACUCCAGGAGAUUGCUAGCAUACAGGCCGGCUAUGUUGGCAAUGGUGGCCAUUGCUGCAGUCUGUGUGUGUGUGUCCCUGCUAUUCAAAAGCCAACCUGAGGUUGUGUGUGUGUUCCGCCCCUUUGUGUGGGAAAUGUUGGAUUAUGGAGCGGUCUAAGAUUGAAUUGGAAUAUGUAUUAGUUUUAUAGGCUGUACAUUGAGGUUCUGUGUAGAAACAGGAGAGCUAUGGAUGAACAUAGAUCCUGCUAAUGUAUUCUGUGCACAUUUAACUGUUUUUUCUACCAAUUGAUAGGUGAUUCCUUUC